CUUUUAUCAUGAAGACUGGUUAUUAUUUAAGUCAGUAUUUUGUUGUAAGAAGGCAUACUAUUUCAAUAGUCGUUACGAUAGUGUCAACGUUCUCAUUCACAAUGCAAGUUGAAAUACGUCCUGAAAAUUACAAAAUCAAAAAUCAAUACAUAUGCCCGAAUAAAAUCUCAAAUAAAGUUGACCAGUGCAUCAAAAACAUAGUGAACAACAAUGGCUUUGUGAAAUACAAUAUUGAAAAAAAAGCAUUCAGUACAAAUGGAGGGAAUUAUCUAGGAUUACUAUACGAAGUCGAUGUUAAUGGAUACACAAAAGAAGGCAAGAAAGAACUAAAUAUAUUCGUCAAAAGCAUCCUCACAGGUCACAGUGAUUUGGAAAUAAUAUCUGUACAUGACGUUUACAAAACAGAAAUGUUCGCUUACAAAGUACUCCUCAAGUUAAUCGAUGAACUACAAGAAGAUGCACAUGUACCAAUAAAGGAAAGAUACAAAAUGGUGAAAAUUUAUGAAGAGAGUGAUUCAGAAGUAAUUAUAAUGGAGAAUGUGGCAAAAAAAGGAUUCCGUACCGGACAUAGGAUGGAUGUUCCAUCUUUACAGUUUGCAGAAAUGGCUAUCAAAGAACUUGCUAAACUCCAUUCGUUUGCUUUCGUGCUAAAAGUUAAACGACCAGACUUUUUUGAGGAACAAGUUAAAACUAGGAAACCUCCGUACAAUGCUGGUGAACAAUGGCUAGGUCUCACGCAGAACAUGAUUAAGUUAGUAAUGGAUAACAUAGAUGAUGGAUACCAGGAAAAGGUUGCAAAGUUUUGUGAAAAUAUUAGUGAGCGAUUCAAGAGUUAUUAUGAAGUUGAAUAUAUACGGCGAUGUUUGUGCCAUGGCGAUUACAGGCCAAACAAUAUACUGACUAAAAUAGUUGACGGAGAGAUAUCGGAGUUAAUAACAGUGGACUAUCAAAUGAUGCACUAUGGAUGUCCGAUUAUAGACUUCUUAUAUUUUAUCAUGGUCUGCACCGACAGACCUUUCCGUAAACAUUAUUUGUUACACUUGAAGAAUGUAUACCACACGACGAUGACACGAUUUUUGAAAUAUUUUGACCUGGACGUCAACAAUUUUUAUUCAAGAGAUGAUUUUGAAGAAGACUACAAAAGUAAAUUAGAUUAUGGACUUGUAUUUUCUCUUAUAUUUCUCCCUUUCAUGUUUGCUUCUGAAGAUGAUGUUCCCGAUUUGACAAAAGACGAUAUGGCUAAUUUAAAAAUUAAUGUUGAUAAAAGGUACAAGAGUAGGAUUCAAGGAAUUAUCGAGGAUUACAUCGAGUGGGGCAUCAUUUAAAUUAUUCUGUAACUACUAUAAUAAUAUG
Spodoptera exigua (beet armyworm) is the source of this 1353-nucleotide messenger RNA. Lineage: Eukaryota; Metazoa; Arthropoda; Insecta; Lepidoptera; Noctuidae. The record is from the annotation of a GenBank genome assembly.